This is a messenger RNA of Hermetia illucens (black soldier fly), 2776 nucleotides long. It is a transcript of the gene Rab30, whose product is annotated as ras-related protein Rab-30. NCBI's taxonomy places the organism in Eukaryota, Metazoa, Arthropoda, Insecta, Diptera, Stratiomyidae. The transcript has 5 exons. Gene Ontology annotation, cellular component: trans-Golgi network. Gene Ontology annotation, biological process: Rab protein signal transduction. Gene Ontology annotation, molecular function: GTPase activity; GTP binding. The record is from RefSeq and is a predicted model, not a curated record. Bases 1270 to 1914 code for a protein of 214 amino acids.
UACGUCAAUGCUCCGUUGUAUCUUUCGUAUCUUGUGGGGAACAUAGAGCUCGUUCAUAUCAUCGUCGUGGACUCCACACUCCACUGAGCGCAAUAUCGUUCACCUGUACCCCACACAGUAACAGUAACAGUGCGAAUUCCGUCAGUCAUCGCUUAACACUUGUACCCGGGUAGUUGUUCCGUACGCUGUUUCUCGUACAGUUUCCUGUCCAUCAGGGGAGGAGACUAUUAAUUUGUCGAUCGACUUUCUCCGGUCCUUUCCAAAGACGUCCAUCUACCCAGAGAGCUUAAUUUAUGCGAUAGGGAAGUAGCCCAUUAUCGUUCAAGUGAGUGUCCAUUAUCGGUUCGUUUCGUAUCAGCCUUCACCACCCACCACCCACAUAUGUAUGUACCACUUCAUAGGGGUAUCCGUUCGGCAAGGGGAGCUCGAAAGUAUCCAUUCUGAAUUUUAACUCGGAAUCCAGAGAAGAUUUUUUUGGAACGGAAGCUAGUCCGGAAGUUGGAAGCAUCGAGACGUGUCUGAAGCGUUCGCUCUCGGGAGCCAUCCACCUCGCACCUGUUCUCUAGGAAACUCUACUGGACACACAGGACCCUGUACCGGUCGUGCGUUGAUACGGAGGGUAAUUGCUUGCCUACCACCUGGUGCUCCGCUCAACCCCUUGCAUAGACUUCUGUCGUGUUUAUAAUCAUUGUUGAAACGUCGACCUGAUCCUAGAAAUUGUUGUUAAUUUGUGGUACCGGCCGUUGAUUGAAUCUCGACUAACGGGAGCGUAAAGUGAAAUUCGAUUAUUUAUUUAUCAGAGGGUGGUGAGCGUCUCCUGCAACCCUCCCGAGCCCUCGACUCGUUAAGGGCAGGUUACUCAAGAGCGGUGAGUAGUGUCUCAAGUGCUUGUAUUUAUUGUUUAUGAGGCAAAGAGUGAAAAGUGAUAAGAGGAAAAGUGAAGAAAAUUAGUGAGAAAUUGAGAAAAUUACUAAGUGAAAAAUUCUAGGCGAUUUCCACUGGAAGAAUUUCAAGAUACAACAUAACGACGUGAAUUGAGUUUUCAUCUGAAAUAUCGUUGUGAGACGAGAUCAUCAAAUUUGGGAGUUCUACGGCACGGGAGCAGUUGAAGGAAACAACAUCCAUAACCAGGAAUGCAUGCUGUAAAUUUUUUUGGAUGGUGUUUUUAUUAGAAUUAAAUGACCAACGUUCUCUGAAGCACCAGCCGACUUACGAGAUUAUAGCCAAGUUACUUCGGAAUGCCUUUCGGACUCUGAACUAAGAAAUGAAAUGGAGGACUAUAAAUUUUUAUUCAAAGUUGUGCUAGUCGGAAACGCCGGCGUAGGAAAAACAUGUUUGGUUCGACGAUUUACACAAGGACUCUUCCCACCCGGUCAAGGAGCAACCAUAGGAGUCGACUUCAUGAUAAAAACUGUUGAAGUGGAGGGUGAAAAGAUCAAGCUCCAAAUCUGGGACACUGCAGGACAAGAACGUUUCCGGUCCAUCACCCAAAGCUACUAUCGUUCCGCGCAUGCAUUAAUUCUAGUCUAUGACAUCAGUUGCCAGCCUACAUUCGAUUGCCUUCCCGACUGGCUACGUGAAAUCCAGGAGUACGCGAACUCAAAAGUCCUGAAAAUUCUCGUUGGCAAUAAAACGGAUCGAGAUGAUCGUGAAAUUCCUACACAAAUUGGUGAAGAGUUCGCCAAGCAACAUGAUAUGUAUUUUUUGGAGACCUCAGCUAAGGAGGCUGAGAAUGUGGAAAGAUUGUUUUAUGAAAUAGCUGCGGAGCUUAUUGAGCAGGCCCGAAGCAAGGAACCUAUAUCACAACAUAGUAGAUCUACGGCCGACUCUAUUGGUCUGUCGAGCUUAGGAUCUAAAGCGAAUUAUCUUAGUCAAAGCGGUUGCUGUUCGAGUUUAAGUAGUCAUAGUACGUAAGAGGAGUAAGUGGGAGAGGGUUUUUUUUUUAAAGUUGUAUAGUAGGGAAAGAGGAGCCAUGUAGUGGCUUGGAACCUUGCACAUUUUGAACGAAGGAAGCCACUACAUUUUUGUACCGGGGUAACGACUUUUGAAAGGUUGUAGAAAUUGUAUAUUUCUGAUUAUUUGAGUGUUUUUGAUGUAAGGCAAAGGUUUAAGUUUGAAAGUUUUUAUCCGCAAUUUAGAUAGUUACAUCGAACCUAAUGAAAGCUGGGCCGACUUCAAUAUUAGAGAAACUUAGACUCAUCGAAAGGUUGGUGGGAAGGAGGUAAUUCCCUCCGGGACCUGGAACUUUCUUACGAGGCUCGGCAGCAGAGUCUUUAACAAAAUUAGCUUGGUUGGACAAUUUUUCGAAGGGGGCUCACAUGAGUUUCCCUCCGGCCCGGAUUUUCUCCCUACGACCCUGGAGGAUCUCAAGAUAAAUUACAUUCUCAGCUUGUUAUUUGAUUUUCGUUUCGCCUACCAGCUUCCAGCUAGACGCAAUGGUGUCAACUUUGAGCUGGACCUAAUUUGCCUUGAGUCUCUUUUGACCGAAUUGAUACCCCCAGAGGCUUGUAUCUAAAAUAACUUGAAUGCAAAAUUUGUAUUUCCACAAAUUAUCUCGAAUAUUUAAUAAUGUCCGCAGCCUAUUUUAAAAUGUCCUCGAAAAGCCUCGAUGUAAUAUGUAAAUUUCAAUCUUCACUAGAAUUACGUUUUUGAGUUUUUAGUUGCAAAAUCAGAGCCACAUAUUCACAGUAACAGUGGAAUUUUGAACCUAGACAUAUCAAUUAAACUGAAGCGAAUGAAAGGAGCAAAAGGAAACAGUUCAAAUUAAAAAAAAAUA